Molecule: messenger RNA, 3573 nt
Organism: Esox lucius (northern pike)
Lineage: Eukaryota; Metazoa; Chordata; Actinopteri; Esociformes; Esocidae
Product: inositol hexakisphosphate kinase 2-like
Exons: 5
Coding region: 1460-2770 (436 amino acids)
Biological process (GO): inositol phosphate biosynthetic process; phosphatidylinositol phosphate biosynthetic process
Cellular component (GO): cytoplasm; nucleus
Molecular function (GO): inositol hexakisphosphate kinase activity
Source: RefSeq, a predicted model, not a curated record
GGUCUCUGUCAGCACUUGUUCCUGUUGGUGGAUCUUUGAUCAAGUUCUCUAUCAGUACUUUCCAUAGGCAAAAGUAAUAUAUUGGAAUAUAUUUUUACAAAAUGUGUAUGCGUGUAUUUGAAUCUAUUUAAAUGACAGAUAUCAAAAUGUGUACAUAUAUUUAAAUAUAUGUAUGAAAGUAUAUUGAAUUAUUAAAGUUUUGGCCACAUUCACAUAUUUCCCCUGUACCCCUGUCUGCCCUGUCCAACCCAUCAAACACUCUCCGACAACAUCCUAAAAUAUUUAAAUGUUUUAUUCAUUAUUAUUUAUUUGAUUUAAUUGUGUAUUUUAGAAAUAUAUUCAACCAAUUUAUUUUAUAAUUUUUUGGUUUUAUUCCAAUAUAUUAUUUGUAUUAUUGUAUGGGUUGUUCCCAUCAGUGGGUCUUUGUUCAGGGCCUCUGUGUUCAGGGUAUACGUCAGCUGUAUAGCUCUAUAGGCAAUGUCAGUCCCCUGGAAGACAACUAACAACAUUGGUAUUUUCCCUGAGGACAACCUUCACGAUAUUAUUUGCACCAUCACAGUCCGAUGGCUAUUUGUUCAAUACUAAACAUUGUGUUUCUCUCCAGGUCUUUAGUCAGAACGUUAGACCUGUUCUACUGUGUUUGUGUGAUUUUGGCAUGUUAUGUGGGCACUGGGUGGGCCUUAUUUUCUCGCCAGUCUCCUCCCCUCUCCCCCACACAGGUUCUGAAUGAGGAAAUGCAGCUUGUUGUGUCAGGUUGCUUAAAGGAAUACAGAAGAAAAAACGCUGAGUUUGAGCGAGCCCUCCCUCCCUCUGUUAUUCCACUGUUUCCUCCCCGUUUUCCCCUCCCCCAGGACCCCUCCAGUCCUCUUUGUUUACUCACUCUCUUCCCUCACAAAGGUUACCGCCCAACAACCUGCUACGCUUGUGGUUGGUAGAAGUGGUCUUAGUGGGCGGGUCUGUGUCUGUGUAUGUGCGUGUGUGUGUGUGUUUCUGCUCGUGACAGUUUCACCAGUCAGCAAGGCUGUCAGAAGGGUUCCAGUGGGCAGCAGGCACAGUGUUCAGUCAGGCUGUGAGCAGCAGAUGCCGUGUUGAGCUCCGCACACAAAGAACCUUCUAUUCCUACACUUCUCUGUUUACUUUCCAAAGCCAGGAGAAAAGGAAUUUCAGCUCAACAACCGCCAAGACAAUAUUUCUGUCUUCCUGUUCCUCUUCGUUUUCCUCUCCGUAUCCCUCCUGCACAGAAAGGAGAGAACCAUCCAGCCUCCUCCAAGGGCACCGACGAAAAGCAGGAACUACAAUAAAAGACAGAGAGAGAGGAGCUCUGAGGAGGCUGUUCAACGUGUGUGUGUGUGCGUGCGUGCGGUGGUCUGUGGGUUCGUUUUCGUCCUCGCUGCACUGAGUGUCCCUGCGGAGGGAGACUGAUGCGCGUGGCGUGGCUGUGCUCAGGGCUCGGUGGAGGAUGAGUCCGUCCGUGAUGGCUCAGGGCGGGCCGGCCAAGCAGCAGCAGCAGCAGCUCCAGAACUACCUGGAGAAAGGGGUCCCGCUGGAGCCCUUUAUGCACCAGGUGGGGGGCCACAGCUGCGUGCUGCGUUUCGGGGAGCAGACCAUCUGCAAGCCCCUCAUCCCCCGAGAGCACCAAUUCUACAAGAGCCUACCCAUCGCCAUGAGGAAGUUCACUCCCCAGUACAGAGGUGUUGUAUCUGUGAGCUUUGAGGAGGAUGAAGAAGGCAACGUGUGUCUCAUAGCGUACCCGCUACAUGGUGACACCGGAGUGGGGGAUGUGGAGAAUAUAGACCUGUCAGUCACUGGCGAGGCCAACGGCAAAGCACUGCAGUGGGGCAACAAGCAGCUGCCUCCCCGAAGCCUGAAGGACCCGCUCAACGACACCAGCCAUGACCACGAGGUGAUGGAAUGGCUGAAGCAGGAGGAGGUACUCCUGGAGGGCAGAAACUCUAUCCAGCACAACCCCUGGAGACUGAAACUCCAACAGAAACACCUGCAGAGGAUGAAGGAGAACGCCAAGCACCGUAACCAGUACAAAUUCAUCCUGUUGGAGAACCUGACGUGGCGUCACACGGUUCCGUGCGUGCUGGACUUAAAGAUGGGCACGCGGCAGCACGGGGACAACGUCUCCGAGGAGAAGAAGGUCAUGCAAAUCCGCAAGUGCCAGCAAAGCACCUCUGCCUCCAUUGGUGUGUACCAGUCAGACUCGGACCAGCUCAUUUUCAUGGACAAGUACACCGGGCGUAAACUGACCCUGUCGGGCUUUAAGGAGGCCCUGUUCCAGUUCUUCCACGAUGGCCGGCAUCUGCGCCACGAGCUGCUGUCCCCGGUGCUGCAGCGGCUCCGGGAGAUGCAGGCGGCCCUGGAGGGCUGCGAGUCCUACCGCUUCUACUCCUCGUCCCUGCUCAUCAUCUACGACGGAGAGCUGGCCACCAAGCACGCGCACAGAGGCCCCGAGGACGGACUGUCAGAGGACGAGGAGGAUGUAGAAGAGGAAGAAGACGAAGGAGCGGGUGCAUUUGGGUUUCCGCACAGCUCUGUGUCCGGCAGUAGCAGCGGUGGCCCAGCUGCUCGGCGCCGUUUGGCCCUGUCCGACCCAGGCCCGUGCCCGGCUGUGGAUGUGAGGAUGAUUGACUUCGCCCACACCACGUGCCCCGACUACGGAGACGGCGGAGUGGUGCAUGAGGGCCAGGACACAGGCUACAUCUUCGGUCUGCAGAACCUUAUCACCAUCAUCUCUCAGCUGGAGGACCACGGAACAGACUAGAACACACACAGACUCCCAUCUGUUUUGGACUCGCGGGAGAAACCAAACGGCACACUGAACUACGAAGGCUGGCCUUAGGGCACAGUGAGCAUUGCGACAGCUUGCUUUUUCACAGGAGUUAUUGUCUCUGUUCUUGGUGCUUCUUGUGUUUUUUUUUAUCCUUAGGAUAUUAAAAGGGCCCUGAAGGUUUAUGUUUUAAGAUAUUUUGUGUUUAUUUGACUCAGUGAGUUGUUACCUUGCUCUGUCAUGUGUUGAAGUUGCUCCUUUUACCCAGUUUUUUUAUUUAUGGGAAACAACACAAGGAAGUUUGGAAUCAAGUCCAAGAUUGCAAGCAUGGAUUCAGACUGUCCAAGGUGCCUGUUUUGUGCGCACACAAACCCAUGCACUGAUCUGGCUUCAUACUACUGGUUGGGUACAUUUAUUUGAGAAAGCAAGAAACUGCUGUAUCUGUGUGAAAUGUGACUUGAUGAGAGGAAAGGGAAAACUGUUAUAUCUUUUAUUUUGCUUCCUGUACCAGUUUUAGCUAUCCCUCUCCCUUCAUAUUCACAGAAGACUACGGUAUAUUCAGAUAGCUUUUAGAAGACAUACAUGCUCUAUAGAUCUUUAUUUCUUUUACUUGUUUGUAAACUAAAUAAACUAAAUAUUUUAAAGUGAAGAUACAAAGACUACAUUCCAUGUUAUUAAUGUUACAAUAAUAAUAUUUAUGAAUAUUGUUAUUUGACAUGCCUGGAUACUCAUCUUGUAUCUGUUUUUCCAGAGUUUGUUGGAGGAGAAAUAAAUUCUGUUUUGGUUGUGCUAAAUGA